AUGAGUGAGCUGGCUAGUCGUUCGCUGUCCUUAGCGGUUGUCACAGCGAGCGAGCGCGACUUACGACGGGCGACACAGAGACAAGAAGAUCUCGCACACGUAGAGAGAAAAAGUGGAGGAAGAGAGAGAGAGAGAGAGAGAGAGGCCUUCACUAGACGUGAAAGGAAAAAAUUAUUUGAAUAAAUUUCGAAUAAUACACUAGACCGGCGUACAAUCUCUUCUGCUACCAGCUGGACUUUUUUGAUGGGCGCUUCUCAAGAGAUUCGCUAGUAGCUGCUGCUACUGCUACUGCUGCUACUAACUACAACUAACUCGGAAGUGCUUUUUGGUGAUUUGGAGGGCACGAGAGAGCGAGAGCGAGAGAUUGAGAGAGAGAGAGAGAGAAAGUGGGUGCGUGAGAGUGACUCCUUCCGCGUUUGUUCUGUGCAGUGACUGUGUGCUUGGAUUCGAACGACACGAAAAGCCCACGGACGGUGCCCUUUGUGAAAACUCCUGACGGCGGCGCCCUUUGUGACCUGACCUCCUCCUCCUCCUCCUCAACUGUCCACCAUGAUGGAACGUUCCCUCAAGUCCAUCAGCCCUUCGCCCACUCACCAGCGGCAUUCCCCUUCCCUCCAUCAGGAGCAACAACAGAGGGGCGCGAGCAGCCCACAGCCGCCGCCGCCGCCCCUGUCCGCCGCCCUCUCUCAUGCCGACACUCAGCUCUCGUCGUCGGGAACGCCCGGCGGUGGAACCCCUUGUCGGACCACGCGCCUCUACACGAUCGAGGACAUACUCGGAAGGCCGCCUCAGACGCAGGAUCAUGGCCCGCCGGUGCCUCCUCAAGACACGCAGCCCUCCGAGUGUGGCGUGAGCGUCGGAAGUCCUGAGGUGUCCCCGAGAUGCGAAGGAGACGCGGCCACGUCCCCAGAAUGUCCCGACCAGCAUCCUUCAGAUCCUUUCGACCCGGAUAAACCCAGAAAGCUGACGUGUGUUGGUGGUGCUCGUCCGCAGGUCCGCAGAUCGCGCACCACCUUCACCACCUACCAGCUGCACCAGCUGGAGAGGGCAUUCGAGAAGACCCAGUACCCAGACGUCUUCACCAGGGAGGAGCUGGCAAUGAGACUCGACCUCUCCGAAGCACGGGUUCAGGUGUGGUUCCAGAACCGGCGGGCAAAAUGGCGAAAGCGCGAGAAGGCCCUCGGACGGGAAAGCCCUUCCUUCCUCGGGGUGGAUCACCCCUUGGGAGGAAUGCCCGAGCUCCCUCUCCCGUUGGCGCCUCCGCCCCACUCCGUAGCGGCCGCUGCCUCCGCCGCCGACCUCCUCCACCUCCACGCCCUUCACGCCCUCCAUCUGCACCCAUUCCUCCACCCGUCGCACCCGCCCACUCUCCACCACAAGGCCGCGACAGGACCGCCCCCUCCGCCCCUUCACGCCCUUCUCCACCACUACAUGCUUCCCCCCGGACUCCCGCUCCUCCACCCGGCGACCAGCGCCGCCGCCGCCGCCGCCCAGGGUAUUCCAGUCCCUCUGCUGGGCACCUCCACGGCCGCCUCCAACAGCCCCGAAGCCUCUCCCGCCCACUCGCCACCCAUCACCACCCACGCAAGCGGCACUUCCACGACAUCCACGGGCGCCCCAGCUUCGCCGUCCACCGCCCCGCCCACGGCUCUGCCCCUCGACUGCCGCGGGGCGUCCGUCGAUCUCCUGCGCCUGAAGGCCCGCCAACACCAGGCCCUUCUGGAACGCCUCUCGCCGCCCACCUCGGGCGUCCACGCCUCCUCUUGAACUCCCGAGGGCGUCGCCUCCAAUUGGCUACGGGAGGCUCGGACCGACGGCAAUCCGGAGAGACUGGAAGAAGGGGAAGCCCCCGGGACAGACACUGGAAAAGCCUGCUUCCAGGGAUUCCAGAAACACAGGUACG
Molecule: messenger RNA, 1903 nt
Organism: Macrobrachium nipponense
Lineage: Eukaryota; Metazoa; Arthropoda; Malacostraca; Decapoda; Palaemonidae
Product: retinal homeobox protein Rx2-like
Exons: 4
Coding region: 550-1767 (405 amino acids)
Biological process (GO): regulation of transcription by RNA polymerase II
Molecular function (GO): DNA-binding transcription factor activity, RNA polymerase II-specific; RNA polymerase II transcription regulatory region sequence-specific DNA binding
Source: RefSeq, a predicted model, not a curated record